CCUCCCGCUCGCCGUAGUUUCUGUCCCGUCAGUCUGUGCGCGGCCGGCCCGGCCUGGGAGGGGAGGCGAUCCCGGGCGGGCCGGAGCCGAACCGGGUCAUGGACCGACCCCCGGACCUGUUUGACGCCAUCGUGAUGGCGGAGGAGAGGUACCGCGGUGAAGGCUUCCAGGAGGGCUACGCCGAGGGCCGCUGCCUGGGCCUGGCCGAGGGCCGGCGGGCGGGAGUGGUCCGGGGGGCCAGCAUCGGGUCAGAGAUCGGGAGCUACCGAGGCUUCGCCCUGACGUGGAAGUGCCUGCUCUCGGGGAGCACCUCGGACAAGGACAGGAAGAAGGCCAAGAUGCUCGACUCGCUCCUGGGGAUGGUGCAGAGGUUCCCGUACGCCGACCCCACUCACGGCGAGCUCCACGAAGACCUGGACAGGAUUCGGGGGAAGUUUAAGCAGGUUUGCUCUCUGCUGAGCGUUCAGCCCGACUUCCACGUCAGCCCCGGAGGCUCCGCCCUCUCCUUUUGAGCAGGGCCGGGCACAGAACGGCCGCCUGCGCGUGGUGAGCGGACGUUCCCGAAGGCCGGGCCGGGCCUCGCCAGGAAGGUUUGGCGCCGUGGCCGCCAGGUCCUGGGUGUCACCUCAGGGAUGCGUUUGCACUGUGGCCUUCUGGGAAACUGGGCCCGAGCUCCCUCAGAAAGUCCCUUCCUGCUUCCUGUGAGCCUCUGUGGUCCUGCUCGUGGGGGGGCCGGGUCCCUCAGCCUCCAGAGAGCCGGUCGCAGGAUCCGAGGGCAGAGAAGGGAUAAGCAAGUCAAGAAUCCCUCCCGAGGUCCCCGGCACAAGGUUCCGGUGGUCAGCCCCUCCUCCGGCCGAGGUUGAGCGGCCCUGCCCCAUUGGGGCUGACCGGGACGGAGCAGGCCUCAGAGUGAAGGGGGACCCGUCAAGUGGCUCUAGCAAGUUCUACCCUGGCCUUGCUUCCCCUUGCCCUGGCCGCUCGUCCCCAAGUGGCUAAAGACGGGAAAACAUGCUGUAGCACGAUUAAACUUGUGCCAUGA
Molecule: messenger RNA, 1039 nt
Organism: Sarcophilus harrisii (Tasmanian devil)
Lineage: Eukaryota; Metazoa; Chordata; Mammalia; Dasyuromorphia; Dasyuridae
Gene: LTO1
Product: LTO1 maturation factor of ABCE1
Exons: 5
Coding region: 99-512 (137 amino acids)
Source: RefSeq, a predicted model, not a curated record